CACACUCCACAAGGGAAGGUACUCACGCUCUCUCUUCCAUCACGAGACCGUAAAAUUAAUCGCAUUUAUACAAAUUAACGCAAUCAUACACUGGAAACCGUGGAAUACCAUAGACUAUGUGAUAUCAAGGUAGUGUAAUGAAAGCUGGAGUAAGACUUAUAUUAGAAAGAAUAUAAAAUUUGUAUUAGGCUGGAUAAAUUAGGCGAUAUAUGGUGAACUGGAGUACAUGUGAUGGUGAUGGCCAAGUUUACCAGACGUGUCCAGAGAUGCUGAGGCAGAAGUUACAAGAUACGCGAGGUCAACGAUGGUGCAGCGCAGGGCAUCAAAGUCAAUGCCAGCGAUGACCUCCCGGAUCAGAGAGGUCGAGGGUCACUCGAGGGCUCACAGAAGAGUCCCCAGUCCACGUAGGAGAUCACCUCGACGCGAGGACUUCCAGAGGACCUCAAGGGCCCCGGCCAGGUCCUCCAGGGAGGUGUCAGAAGUCCUUAGAAGUAGGAGUAGCGGGCCCGUCUGCUGUUCUAGGUGCAGGAGCAGGAGGUCUGCUUCACCUGUCAGGUGCCCCACUCAUAGACACGGGAGGGCUACUUCACCCGUCAGGUGCACCGUUCAUUCACCCACUCGCAGGCACAGAGCACUGGAGGAAAGGAACAGCAUCAGCAGCACAGAACCAAUACUGAACGAGCGACACAGAGAAGAUGAGGAGUACAGCAGAGCAAGGAGACACAGAGUGUUUGAGAGAGAGCCCAGGGCAGAGGAUGAGGGUUACCACAAGAAGACAAUAGGUAGUAGAGUGUGUAAGGCAGCUAAGUUGGUGUCCGGCUUCCUUAUAUCGAUGGGACUCGUACUUGUGGUAAGUACUGACCUCAUACUUUUUAACUCACCACAAGACAGAACUAUAUAAUUUUUCAAAU
Cherax quadricarinatus is the source of this 911-nucleotide messenger RNA. NCBI's taxonomy places the organism in Eukaryota, Metazoa, Arthropoda, Malacostraca, Decapoda, Parastacidae. The record is from RefSeq and is a predicted model, not a curated record.